Molecule: messenger RNA, 3345 nt
Organism: Ustilago hordei
Lineage: Eukaryota; Fungi; Basidiomycota; Ustilaginomycetes; Ustilaginales; Ustilaginaceae
Exons: 1
Coding region: 1-3345 (1114 amino acids)
Cellular component (GO): cytoplasm
Molecular function (GO): metal ion binding; glycerophospholipase activity
Source: RefSeq, a predicted model, not a curated record
AUGGGCAGGAAAGAGGACCUCGCAAACAGCACGAGCGACGAUGAGCAGGGCAACAACAUCGCCCCAGCCGAUCAGUCAUCCAAACAGCGACGAGCAGAGUUCAUCCGUCAAGCAUCACAGCCGCUCGUAAGGCAUACUGCAUCCAACAAUAGACGCAAAUCCUCGACCGACAACAAGCACUCAACACAGUCUUCCACCACACAAGAGGGCGAGGCGAGUCAGUCGGUCAGCCAAUCUGUUCACAACAUUAAUCAAGUCGAGGGAGAGGACAAUGUCGAUGCAGAUGAGGAGGAGCAGAUUGAUGAUCAGCGUCCCGUUCUUCACUCAAGAUGGCUUCGUACCAUGGACUCUAGCAAGGGAUGGGAGUCCUUUCCAGUCAAAGACAGUCGCAAUUUGGAGGCGGCGUGGAACAAGUGGACUGAGCAGAAAGGCGGCAACGUCGAGCUACCCACACUACCUGAUAUAGACGGCAAGCUUCAAGCAGGUCAAGUUUCGGACUCGGGAGACAAGUGGCAGCCUACCGAUCCCGACGCGGAAAGUGUGCCUCAUAAGGUGGCUGUUGGCACCGAUAGGCUCUACGAUGCCGACAUCAGCGAGUUUGCCAUGAGCCCCGUCUUCUGGAAGGGACCUCAACUCCGCAUAACACGAGCAAGCUGGUUUUUUGAGUCCAACAAGCUGACACCCUGCUCUACUGCUCUUGCUGCAGAGCUCGAGUCGCAUUUCCAGACCCUUCGUCCUUGGCUCUCUUCUUACACCGACGAGCUCAAGUCCUCCGUAUCCCUUGGUGCAGAGGCUGAAGCCAAACUCAAAUGCAAACUCAAGACGCUCAAGAACAGCUAUGUCAUCUUCCAAGGUCCACGUCUAGCUCGUCUUUACAACCAAGGCUUCUCCAAUCGUUUGUCAAAGCAAUUCUUUACUGCCUGGAGUGGCGAGCACAGCGGCGGACAGCUCCUCAUCCGUGGCUAUCAGACUCUAGUACAGCUCAAUCAAGCCAAGCAAGGCAACCUCAAAGCAAAGUCUGGUUCGCCUCGUAAGCCCAAGCGUGCAUCUUUCUCUUCCGAGAAGCAAGUUCCUCUACCCAAAGUGCCGGGUGGAGGCACGCAAGGACUCGAGAGCCGUUUAGCAGAGGCUUUGAACGAUGAGGACAAAGAUUCUGCACCUCUUGUCGUCGACGAUGCCGAGACGACAGACGACAGAAUCUCGGACGAGCGUGCUCCAGAAGAGGACCCAAGGGCAUCCAGCAAAGAUCUUCGCACUCUCAGCACCAGCACCUCGCAACCUUGGCUGAAUGUCGACAGGACUCACGUCGGGGGGACACCUUCCAGAAUGAGCGCCAAAGCCACACUACCCAACCCCUCAGUGAUGGCUGCAAGCGGUAUGACGUCUACAUCAGCACCUGCUAACGAGCUUCUUCGCUCCGUCGCUUCCAGGUUGGGCGUUCUAGGCGGCAGCGAUGCUUUCUCGACCAUCACGGACAAGGAAAGCGAUCUCGAGUCACACACUGAAUCGGGUGCACUGACACCCUCGCAGCAAGAUGACAUUAGCGAGUCGUUCAAAGAAGCACAGCGCAGGAUCCAGGAUAAUGUUUUGCGUCCAGGGACCAAGGAGAAGGUCGUUGCUACCCAUUCCGAGGGCAAGCAAGUGGGCCAAGUGAACGAGGCUGAGGAUGCCACCGAGGCAGAGCGGGACGACCCAGAGGCAUUCGAUGAUGAAGAGGAGCAAUCUGAGGCGCGUUCCGAGAGCGAACGACCGCCCGAGCUCUUGCUAGCCGUCCACGGCAUUGGCCAACGAUUGGCGGGCGAGUGGAAGAGCUUCGACUUUACGCUCGCCAUCAACACCUUCCGUGCUCUGCUGCAGACUCGAAUCGACACUGCUAAGGUACCGAGCGAGAUUGGCGGCAAAGGUCUCCAUGGCCUUGCUGAUAACCGUCGCAUGCAGAUUCUACCGAUCCACUGGCAGACUGGCUUCCAUCAGAUGCAACAGGACGACGAACGAUGGGCCGACGACGACUCGGAUGCUGAAGAUCCAGACUCAAUGCUGUACGACAAUGGUGUCGAGCUCGAGAUAGAUCACAUCUUUGGCGAUGACGGUAUCCCGAUCGUACGCACCUUGGUUAAGGACGUGCUGAUGGAUAUUCCCAUGUACCUUUCGCAGCACAAGGCGCACGUGCUCAGGUCGGCGAUGCUGCAAGCGAAUCGACAGUAUCGACUCUUUACCAAGCGCAACCCGGAGUUCGAGGCCAAACAAGGUCGCGUGCAUAUCGUUGCACACAGCUUGGGUACUGUCAUCUCAGCGGAUAUCCUCUCGCAGCAGCCCAACCGCGUGCCUCCCGUCAAGGAUCUCACUCGUGAACAGAUCCUUAAAGAUCAGGAACGCCAGCUGUUGUUCAAUACACACAGCUUCUUUGCAGUCGGAGCUCCCGUUGCGCUCUUCUUUGUCCUGCAUCGAGCGCAACUCAUUGCAAGGAGUGGCUUGGUGCGCUCCAGCCGCUUCGUGCAAGAUGAGCCGGGUGUGACACUGAAUCGCCAAGGAAAGUAUGGCUGUCUUGCGGUGACCAACUUCUACAACAUCUGGAACCAGUAUGAUCCCGUGGCGACACGAGCAAGCCCUUGCGUGGACGUGCAGUAUGCUAAGCUGUUGAAGCCGGUACCGCUUAGCAAGGCCAUCCGCAGUGUUCUUCGAGCUGAUGCAGAGGCUGACAAUCACGAUAUCGCCGAAGAUGGAGGCUCGCAAUCCUUUGGAUCCGGCAAGGCGAAUGACUCUGAUUCAGGUGUAGCCAAGCGCAAAGCAGUGGCAGCCAAACGAUCCAAGGGCUUCUUCGGAUCUUGGAGCCGUAAAGCAGGUGAAGCGGCCACGCGAGCUGCAGCAGCACACAACAAGUCGAAGCCGGAGGGAGGAGAGGCUGAUGGUGAGCAGACCACUGACGAAAGUGUGCCCCGAUCGAGCAUGGAUGUCUCUGAAUCCGAAGAUGUCAGAGAGGCUCGAGAAGAGGCCGAAAGCGUUCGUGCCAGGAUUGCGGCCAAGGCUAAAGAAGAAGAGAAGCGCAAGGAAGAGCGCGAACGAGAAGCUGAUGAAGAGAAGAAGAAAGGAAUUAGCGCCAAGCGAAAGGCAAGAGCCAAGGCUCGACUGCGUGCUUUGAACCCAAUGCAUCGAAUUGACUUUACCAUGCCAGUGGAAGGGUACAGCUUGCUAAGCGCCAUCAACCAGUACGCCGAACUCAUGACGGCGCACAUGAACUAUUGGACCAAAGUCGACUUUGCUGAUUUCCUCAUUGCCCAGCUUAUGGCUGAUAAUAGUCGACUCGAGAGGAGUCUGGAGUAUCGCCAUGUCGAGGGAUGGGAGUGA